Messenger RNA from Ceraceosorus guamensis, 2018 nucleotides. Its product is annotated as alpha/beta-hydrolase. Gene Ontology annotation, molecular function: glycerophospholipase activity. The transcript has 5 exons. The coding region runs from base 230 to 1807 and encodes 525 amino acids. NCBI's taxonomy places the organism in Eukaryota, Fungi, Basidiomycota, Exobasidiomycetes, Ceraceosorales, Ceraceosoraceae. Gene Ontology annotation, biological process: piecemeal microautophagy of the nucleus; neutral lipid catabolic process; macroautophagy. The record is from RefSeq and is a predicted model, not a curated record.
CAACAUCCUCGUCAUAUCAGCCUCAAAUCCUCCCUCGCAGCAGACACUCCACCACGCAGCGUCGCAACGCAUCACUUGCGGUCCACAGGGCUCACUUGGCCACAUCUUGCAUCCAGCAAACAUCUCUCACUCUCCAUCAAAAUUCUCUUUCCUUCCUCUGUGGUACGUGAUUGCCACUUGGAGCAGCAUCGCCUUCGUGCCUCAAGCUUUCACUUCCGCAAGCACAAAGAUGAGGCGGCCUCGAUCUUCUUUACAGCGUUUGGUGGUGGCGAUGGCGAGUGUCAUAUUGCUGUCGUCUUCUCACAAUCAAGCAUUGCAAAUAGAGACCUUUACGGGCAGUCCAGCCAAUCUAGCCAGUCUAGUCAUGCAAUCCGUUCCAAGCACUUUGCACGAUUGGUGGGGUAGCGAUGACUCUGCCGAGGCAGGCGUUAUCAAAGGAUUUAGACUAGCGUCCGCCCACCAUCAAUCUUACGACGGUCGAAGGGCCAUGUAUGCGCCAUGGCAGCGUCCCAGCAUCGAGCGGCUUAGCCUACAGACCGGAGGCGAGAUGCGAAGCUUGAACGCUCAGCCUUUCGCUUUGCGAUCCGUGCAGAAACCUGUCACGCGGCUGCGCGAUCCGAAGAAAUAUCUCGAGGCAAGACGGAAAGACUUCGUAGGAGCCCUGUCUGCAUUCCAGGCGGAUGAAGACUCGUUCGAGACAGUGUCCAUCUCUCAGCCCAACGUAUCUGACCGACUUACCCUCAGGACGCUCGCGCAGAUGUCAAAUCUGGCCUACUACGCGCCCAACGAUACGGGCGUGCCAGAUGGAGGUUGGAACGCUGAUGGAGGCUGGAACUUGAGCAGCAGCUUUGGUUGGGUCGAGGACGGCAUUCGAGGUCAUGUGUUUGCCAGUGAGGAUAAUAAGACUGUUGUGCUGGCGCUGAAGGGCACCAGCGCUGCAGUGCUCCCGGGUGGCGGAGGAGAGACAGCAAGGAGAGAUAAGAUGAACGACAACUUGCUCUUCUCGUGCUGCUGCGCCCAUGUCGGUUGGACAUGGCACACCGUUUGUGACUGCUUUGGGGACUCUGCUCCGCCCGACGACCCAGACGGCAAUUUGACUUCCAUCGGAUCAGAGCUGUAUCGAGCAGCCUCUGUGCCAACUUGUAGCAAGAACUGUCUUUCGCGAGCCUUGGUGGAGAAGAGUCUGUACUACCCGGCGACAACAGAUCUUUACAACAAUGUCAGCUAUUUGUAUCCUGACAGCCAAAUUUGGGUGACUGGCCACUCUUUGGGAGGAGCUCUUGGAGCCUUGAUCGGAUACACUUUCGGCGUGCCUGUCGUCUCAUUCGAAGCGCCAGCAGAGAGGAUGGCCGCUCAGCGACUUCAUUUGCCAUUCCCAAAGGGCCACACACCGGCUGAUGCGGCGCACGUGACCAGUGUUUAUCAUACCGCUGAUCCUAUCCCUAUGGGAGAAUGCAUCGGUUCAAUCAGCGCGUGCGCCACCGCCGGCUUUGCAAUGGAAUCCAAGUGCCACGGCGGUCAAGUUGUGCUGUACGACACGGAAAGGCUGCUGGACUGGAGCAGUAACGUGCUGACGCACCGCAUAGCCACGCUGGUGGAUGACGUGUUUGGGAUGGACUGGGGAGACAAAGUCAGGGAGUAUCAAGAGGGCAAGAAAGGAUCCAAAAUUGAUGAAGACGAGCUGAAGAGAUUACAACAGACGCCCCUCAUCACGAAUGAGCGCAAAUGCGUUGAGUGCCAAGCGUGGAAGUAUGUGGACAAGGAUCUGCCGUCCAAAGCGGAAUAUGGUCUGUCUAUCAACAGCUAGGUGACUCCCCUUUCCGAUACGGAAACGCGCUUCUCAUGCAAGUGGCAACGGCAUCCACGGUCAUCUCUCGGCUCUCCCACAACAUAUUCACCCUUUGCAUGCAGCACUCCUUUCCCCCAAUGUUGUAACAGUACAGAAAACAUCUGCAGUCCUGCGUCUUGACCCUGUUGAUACGGAACUUGCCUCGCAAUGCAGAUACAUCUGAUCGAUG